AUGGAGAUGCACCAGAGACACAAUGCUCCAAUACCACAAGGCGGUAGAGGGUGUGUCCAGUUUGUUACUCAGUAUCAGCAUUCCAGCGGCCAAAGGCGUGUGAGAGUGACCACUUUAGCCAGAAAUUGGGCUGAUGCUGCGACACAGAUCACUCACAUAGCAGCAGGGUUUGACCAGGAGGCUGCAGCCGUUCUCAUGGCAAGACUAGCGGUCAACAGAGCAAUCAACGAGGAAGGAGGAGACGUCCUGCGCUGGCUUGACCGCAUGCUCAUCAGACUGUGCCAGAAGUUUGGCGAGUAUCACAAGGACAACCCUGAGUCCUUCCGCCUGCCCCAAGAGUUCUCACUCUAUCCGCAGUUCAUGUUCCACCUGCGAAGAUCCCAGUUCCUUCAGGUCUUCAACAACAGCCCGGAUGAGACGUCCUUCUACCGUCACAUGCUUAUAAGGGAAGACCUUACCCAGAGCCUUGUUAUGAUACAGCCUAUCCUCUACUCAUACAGCUUCAAUGGCACAGAGCCUGUACUCCUGGAUAGCAGCAGCAUCCUCCCGGAUCGCAUCCUUCUCAUGGACACCUUCUUCCAGCUACUUAUCUACCAUGGCAAGACAAUUGCCACAUGGUACAAGCAGGGUUUCCAUGAACAGGACGGACAUGAGAACUUCAAGCAGCUCCUCGGAGCACCACAAGACGAUGCCCAGGAAAUCCUCCAGAAUCGCUUCCCCAUGCCACGUUACAUUGUAUGCGAAGAGGGCAAGAGUCAGGCUCGCUUCCUCCUCAGCAAAGUCAACCCAUCGCAGUCACAUAACUCAUAUGGAUGGGGACAGGACGGAAGUGCUCCAGUGCUUACAGAUGAUGUCAGUUUACAAGUGUUCAUGGAUCAUCUCAAGAAACUUGCUGUAUCUAGCUCCUCAUAAACCUUGCUAUUAUUCUAACAAUGUUUGAAGCCAGAGUAUAGUAUGCCAGUCACACCCUCAUAUCCUUGGGUCUUUUUUUUUUCUUUCUCAGAAUUCUUUGUUGAAAGAGGUCAAUCCUACGAAGGGUUUCACAAAUCGCCCAUAGUUUUAUUCACCUGUUAAAGUCAGUUUCAUUGUUGUUUAGAUUUCUCUCGCUUUGAAUCUGAGUGUUCUUGUGCACAUCCGUAAGCAGCUCACAUUGUAUUGGAAAAUACUGUCUGAAAACAUCAGAGUGAUACAUGUAUUUAGUACAGUAACCAACUUAACCCUAAAAAGGCGGGGGCAGAAUCCUCCCCCCUGGACUUGCAUGGUGAUAUGUUUGAGGAUGAGUUUAUUAUUUUAUUUAUGGAUUGUUUUUUUUAUUUACACUGAAAGCAUUCAUGACUGUAUAGCCUCAGGGGUGGAAUCCUACUGACAGAGCACAGAAACAACCCAGCCCUUUUAGGGUCAAUUGUUGUAAAUGUAUCUGCGGUUAUGGUUUAUGAAGACAGACAAAACUAGAGCAGUCAGUCCAUCAGUUUUCCCUAAUGCCGUGAAAAUACUCUACUAUGACUUCAAUCAUUAACAACUCUGUGAUAAACAGAUUUAUAACUAUGUAUAUAUCAUAUUGUUAUAAUUGCACUAUUAUUUUGCAGCACUGGUGAAUCGGUGCAUGUACUGUCCGCAUUUUUAUCCUCGUAUGAUUAUGGACAUCAGAAGAUAAAACCGACUUGAAUGUCUCUAUAUCUUCCAAAAUCCAAGUUAAUUUAAGUUAAAUCUUCUGUUAUCUAAAAAUUGUUAGGUCUUGUAUUUUCCAUUUGGUAGCACCCUAUCCUCCUUCCUUUUGAGUUAUGGGAUGAAAAUUUCUUACAUGUUCCAGUAGAUUACACAACAGUAAUGUAAUACAAGUGAAGAAAAUCUGCCACACAAUUUGACUAGUCAUAUUACGUUCAUAACCUCUCUCACUGAACUCAUCAAUUCCAUUUAUUCUCACCACAUUUUUUUGUAUUAUCUUAUACCAUUUUCCCCAUCAAGAAACAAAAAAUCAUAUGUACAGAAGAAAUUGCCUGUUAAUGCAUGUUACUCUCUUUCUCCAUUUGAUGAUCUAUGCCUCGUGGUAGGCCAAGAGAAAUAAACUAUAUUGCUUGAGAGAGAUCGAACUGCAUCCAGAUGUGAAAAGCGUUACAAUGGCUGUAUAAUGAUUUAAUCAUAUUAUAGGAGUCACUCUCAAUUUGUACAUUUGUGCCUUCAUAUGCUGCCUAAAUUUAAUGGGAUUAGGUUUCAUUCUGCUGUUUAUGAUCAACAGCCAAGAAAAUUGAAUUUUGAAAAGGCCGAAGGUUGAUGACUGGUGUGGAUAUUUCUACUUCUGUAUCAAAAGGGAAGUUUAAAAAAAAUCAUUUCAUUUCAAAAUAACAACAGUAAACUGAUAUUUAAAUUGGAAAAUGAUUGUUUCAUCCAGGCGGAUCCAUCGUUAGUGCUAUUGUUUUGGAAUUGUUUUUAUCAUUGCCACCAUGUUUUGAUGAUUUUUUGAUGUAUUAUUUAAACCCCUACAACUUGGAUACAUUAAAAGAUAUGUGGAGAUAUAUAUUUAUGUGUGGAUAUUUCAUCAGUAAUUAAGUACUUUGUCACCCUACAUGAGCCAGGUUGAAAUGACAAUGUGUUAACUUUAUACACUGCAUUUUGUAUUUGAACUUAAAAUCGACAAAUCAAAUUUUUAAGGAAUUCUGUGUUUUUGGCAUUAAGAGAAGCAGAACAUUUGAAAAUAAUUAAGGAUUUGAUUCUUAAGUGUUUCUUUUGAGCUAUUAAAACUUGAUCGACCAUUGCGAUGAUCAGUUGUUCCUUAGUUUUUUUCUUGCCUCCCCCUCUCACUUGCUGAUCACACCAUUGAUCAAGGUCAUUGCUAGCAUUAUUACAGUUAUUGCAUUUCCACUAAUGCAAAUACAACAUAGCUAUUAACGGUGUGACAUUAUAAAAGCUUCAUUAACCAAUUAGUUGUUAAUGUGUGAAGCUAAAUUAACUAAUUGAUUGGAUGUAGCUGUAUUUCAUAAACGCCAGCUUCAACAAUUUAUUUUGUAGCUUUGGGGAUUUGUGUCUUUGCAGCCGCUUGGUACCAUUGUUAUUUUUUUCCUUCUUUUUGUAGCAACCUUAUCAUUCCUAGUUUGAUUCAUGUAAUGGCAUUUAUUUUAAAAAUGACAUGUAAUAUAAUUUGUUAACAUUUUGCAUCUGCAAAUUGGGACCGCAAAGAAAUUCAUUAUGGAAGCUAAGUUUGUAAAUCAUAUAUCUCAAAGUCAGUAGGAGUUCUGACCUUCAGAACAAUUUGCUAUGACCUUGCGUGCAAUCAAUAGAUAAUAAAGAUAAUUAGCUAUUGAAGCAAGGUACAUGUAGUAGUAAUAGUUAUUUCAACUUUGUACUGCGACAAGGCUUUGCAAAGUAUAUGGUGUAUACACUGCAUGAAUCAAUUGUUCUGCUCCACAUUUUAUUGUCAAGGAAACAGUUUUGUGAUUUUUAUUGCCUAACAGAAUGCGCCUAUGUAUGUGAUGUAUAAGUAUAAUUCCAAGACUUAGAUGAACUAUUAAAUAGGUAUUGUACAAAUAUA
Molecule: messenger RNA, 3526 nt
Organism: Strongylocentrotus purpuratus (purple sea urchin)
Lineage: Eukaryota; Metazoa; Echinodermata; Echinoidea; Camarodonta; Strongylocentrotidae
Product: protein transport protein Sec23A-like
Exons: 8
Coding region: 1-912 (303 amino acids)
Biological process (GO): COPII-coated vesicle cargo loading; intracellular protein transport; COPII-coated vesicle budding
Cellular component (GO): COPII vesicle coat; endoplasmic reticulum exit site
Molecular function (GO): GTPase activator activity
Source: RefSeq, a predicted model, not a curated record